CAAGAUCAGUGUGGUUUCACCAAGGGCUUAGUUUGGUCUUUCGUGCCUCACGGAAGACUGUAGCCAAGAUGGGACUGCAUCGUUCUCUUUUAUUAGUAUUUCUAGUCAUAGCAAGUCUUCUCGUUGUACACGGUAAACCGCUUGCUCAAGACCAUGACGAAAAAGAGCGGUUAAAAAGAGAAGAACCUGAAGAAGACGCACCUGAUUCUUCAGCUGAGGAACCAAAGGAAAAGGAAGAGGACAAACCAGCGGGAGAUAAACAAAACGAGUCCGCAGAGGGAGACGAAGCAAAACAGGAACUGCAAAAUGAGGAAAAACUGGAAGAUACAAAUUCUGUUAAACAAACCCCAGAAGAAUCAACUUCAAGAGAGGCGGCAGAUGAAGAGAUCGAAAGCAGCAAAGAUGAGAAACAAAAAGGUGCUAAAAGGUGGUUCCACCACGGCCAGUUUGGUGGAUGGGGCUAUCCCGGUUGGGGUGGACUUCAUGGAUUAGGAUUUGGAGGUUUUUAUCCCGGUGGAUUCUCGCCUGGCUAUGGUUUUGGUUUUGGUGCUGGAUAUGGAAUCGGAGCAGGUCUUGGCUGGCCUGGCUAUUGGUACAGGUCCACCAUACCAAAAGGCAAAAAAAACCAAGCUUCUUCUAAAAAAUUUGGGGUAGAACAUCCUUGGGGUUAUGGUCUUGGAUAUUAUGGCGGUUUUGCUGGCCCUUGGGGCGGUUAUUACGGUGUUGGACUCGGACCCUAUGGUUAUGGUUUGGGAGGUUGGCCAGGAUUUGGAUUUGCACCCAGCCCAGCAUUGUUUCCCACAUCCUUCUUCCGAUCUGGUGUUCCUACAAAAUCCAGUAAAAAGGGGGCAAACAGGAGGGAAAAUGUAGCGAAGAGGUUUUACGGCUAUGGUGGUUAUGGCCACGUUGGUGUUCCCGCUGGUUUCGGAUAUCCAGGCUGGGCUAAUUACGGACAUCCUGGAUACGGCUUCGGAGUUCCUGCCUUCGGUGGUUACAGCCCCUUCUUAGGUUAUGGGCCUUUCGGUUCCUGCUUCUAUAAGUCCAACAUUCCUAAAGAUGAGAAAGACAGCGGUAAAACAAAGCGCGACACAACAGGCAAAGCGGACAAAAAAUGCUGUGGAGGUUGUGGUGGAUUUGGAGGUUGUGGUGGAUGUGGUGGGUGUGGUGGAUGUGGUGGAUGUGGGGGUUGUGGUGGAUUUGGAGGUUGUGGUGGUUUUGGCGGCUGGGGUGGAUUGGGAGGAUGUGGUGGAUUUGGAGGGAUUGGGCAUGGACUAGGGUAUGGAGGGUUUGGCCACGGUGGGUGGGGAUGGGGCGGAUAUGGUUUACCUUUAUACGGUGGCUUGGGCUUUGGAGGCUUCGGAGGCUUCGGUGGAUGGGGCCCAGGCUGUGGCUUCUACAGAUCCAAAAUUUCAGAAAAGGAUAAAAAGCAGCAGCCCGAGACUAAACCAAAACGGGAAGCCGAUGACGACAAGCCUGUAGAAGACAAAGGAGAAGAAGGACAAACAGCAGAAAGCGGAGAAUCAAAUGACGAUAAAAAAGAAAAGAAUGCUUGCGGUUGUGCACCACCAUCAGACAACCCUGGCAAUAACAAGGCUGGAAAAAGAUACUGUUGUGGCGGCGCUGGAUAUCUUGGAUUGCCUUUCUAUGGAGGGUAUGGAGGAUAUGGAGGAUAUGGAGGGUAUGGCGGACUUGGAUAUGGAGGAUACGGAUUAGGAUACGGCUAUGGGUAUCCUUUCUUCGGCGGGCUGGGAUAUGGCGCCUUAGGAUAUGGAUUGGGCUACGGUCGUGGCUUCACUGGUUGUGGCCUACCCUGUGGAGGCGAUGUUGAGGUCCUAGAUCCAUGUGGAAGUGGGUACAAUACAGUGGCUGGUCCAUUUGGCUGUGCUUCUUGUUGUGGAAAGUCAAAGAUCUCUGGAGAAAAGAAGGAGGCACCGAAAGGAAAGAGGAGUGCUGAAGACGAAAAGAAGAAAGAAUCCAAGCGGUGUGGUUGUGGUGGUUGUGGUGGUUGUGGUGGAUGUUGUGGAUGUGGCAAUAACGGUGGCCUUGAUUACAUACUAGGUGGACUUGGCGGAUGUGGCGGAUGUGGCGGAUGUGGCGGAUGUGGCGGAUGUGGCGGAUGUGGCGGAUGUGGCGGAUGUGGCGGAUGUGGCGGAUGUGGCGGAUGUGGCGGAUGUGGCGGAUGUGGCGGAUGUGGUGGUUGUCACGGUGGAUGGGGGUGUCAUGGAGACUGGUAUGGCGACAUCGGACAUUGUGACUGGUUUGGUGGCUGUGGAGGAUGUGGAGGAUGUGGCGGUUGGGGAUAUGGGCACCACGGAGGAUGUGGAGGAUGUUGUCAUGGAGGAUGCGGAGGAUGUGGACAUGGAUGUGGGGGAUGCGGUGGAUGUGGUGGUUGCGGAAUCUUCCGAUCUAAGCUGGCUAAAAACAACAAAGAACAACCAGAAGAGCAAUCCAAAGACAGCCCCCAGGCAGCCAAAGAGAACAAAUCUCCCCCUAAGGCCAAUAAAAAGGACGAAAAGGCAAGCAAACGAUGGGGACUAUGGGGGGGUUGUGGAGGAUGUAGCGGGCUGGGUGACCUAGGUGUAGGACCAUGGGGUGGUUGUGGAGGACUUGGUGAUUGGAACUGGGGUGGAUGUGGCGCCCUUGGAGGCUGGGGUGGCUAUGGCGGUUACGGAGGUUGUGGAGGUUGUGGAGGUUGUGGAGGUUGUGGAAGUUUCGGAGGUUGUGGAGGUUGUGGUGGCUGUGGCUUCGGAGGUUAUGGUGGCUUUGGAGCUCCUUGUCUUGGAGGUGGACCCACACCCAUUGGAGGUGGACCCUGGACGUUUUUCAAUGAAGGGUGCUGCAAAUCUAACGUGGGUGCCCAAGGUUCUUCUGAUAAUGCUCAUGAUGAAAAAUUGCCGUCGAAAGAGGCGGCGCCAUUGUCAGUAAAGCCAGCUGGUGGGGAACCCUCACAGGGAGAUAAAACAAAUGUUGCUGCAGCUGCGGUGGCCAGCGCUGCAAAGCCUGGUCAACCAGUAUCAGUACCUGCCAAAGCUCAAGAUCAGCCAGCAGCCCAGGGGAAGGCAUCUAAACGCUGUGGAAUCCCCUUUGGGGGCUGCGGGGGCUGCGGCUGUGGAGGUUGCGGAGGUUGCGGAGGUUGCGGAGGAUGCGGAGGAUGCGGAGGAUGUGGAGGAUGUGGAGGAUGCGGAGGAUGCGGAGGUUACGGAUUAGGAUUUGGAGGAUACGUUGGCGGCUUAGGACUUGGUCAUGGAUUUGGUUUCCCAGGCUAUGGUUAUGGACUCGGAUAUCCAGGUUAUGGAUAUGGCUACGGAUACCCAUUCUGGUUUGCCCGAUCAAAAGUUCCUCAGAAGAAUAAGGACGUUAAGCCGAACACUCGUGGAGAGAUCCCUGUGGCAGCUGAUUACUCCGAGCAUAAGAAACAAACUAUUCAUCUAGGUUAUGGCUAUGCCAGUGGCGACAACUACCGUCUUGGAUAUGGAUUCGGAGGAAUGGGAGGCUUAGCUGGCUAUCAUGGAGUUGGUGGUGUAACUGGUACAUCCGUGUAUCGUUCCAAAAUCCCUAAGGGAAGCUUGAAAGGAUUUAAAAGAUGGGGUUGGGGACAUGGAGGAUUCGGACAUGGAGGAUUUGGUCACGGACACGGAGGCUGGGGUUACGCCGCACCUUAUGGCCACCCCAUCACACAUCCUGGAUUUACUAGCAUUGGUUUCCCUGGUCAUGCCUUGGCAACAUUCGAUGUUAAAAAUAGCAUUGCCCAGAAACGGGGAAAACAAAAGCGGCAAAUAGUUCCAUUUGGUGCGGUUGGUCCUGGACCACUGGCUGUACCCUCCUCUCUCCCGGCCGCGCUACCCGCAGCUGCUGUUACGCCUCUGGCACUUCCUGCCACCUACCACGCCCCACUGUUUGCACCAGUCGCACAUCAAGUCGCGGCUGUACCAUCAUUCGCCGCUGUGCCCGCAACUGGCGCCCUGCCUGCGGCUACGCUACCCGUUGGCCUACACCUGGGUGGACCUGCCAUUGGAGGACUUGCCAUUGGCCGCUCCAAUAUGCCGCAGGGUCAGCCUUUUGCACCCUUUGGAAAUAUCAAGAGAUCAGAAAUGCCGAAAGAGUGAAUAGAACAAACCAAAAUAGGUUGAAAAACACAGCAGAAGAACUCCAUCAUACAAGAAAUCAAAAGAAAUAUGGAUAAAUUUUGUUUUUGUAUCGUUAGAAAAGUAAAGCUUUGUAGAGAGGUGUUACAGGAAAUUUUGUAACCAUCUACGAAGUGAGUCACCGUCGGAGUACUUUACCAGAGACAUUUUUAAUUCUAAAGCGUCAAAAAAUAAAUUGAUAUUAUUGAUUUACA
Molecule: messenger RNA, 4339 nt
Organism: Orbicella faveolata
Lineage: Eukaryota; Metazoa; Cnidaria; Anthozoa; Scleractinia; Merulinidae
Source: RefSeq, a predicted model, not a curated record